Propithecus coquereli (Coquerel's sifaka) is the source of this 5052-nucleotide messenger RNA. It is a transcript of the gene COL4A4, whose product is annotated as collagen, type IV, alpha 4. The coding region runs from base 1 to 5052 and encodes 1683 amino acids. NCBI's taxonomy places the organism in Eukaryota, Metazoa, Chordata, Mammalia, Primates, Indriidae. Gene Ontology annotation, molecular function: extracellular matrix structural constituent. The transcript has 47 exons. The record is from RefSeq and is a predicted model, not a curated record. Gene Ontology annotation, cellular component: collagen trimer.
AUGAGGUGCUCUUUCAGAUGGACCCAGCCCUCGGCCUCAGAUCUCUGGUCACUUAUACUUAUUCUUUUUUCUGUACGACAUGUUUAUGGGAGUGGAAAGGAAUACAUUGGUCCCUGCGGAGGAAGAGAUUGCUCCGUUUGCCAGUGCUUUCCUCAGAAAGGGUCUCGGGGUCAGCCAGGACCACCAGGGCCACAGGGUCCAAUUGGGCCCCUGGGACCCCCAGGACCCAUUGGGAUUCCAGGAGAGAAAGGAAUGAGAGGGGACAGUGGCCCUCCUGGAGCAGCAGGGGACAAAGGAGAUAAGGGUCCAACUGGUGUUCCUGGAUUUCCAGGUUUGGAUGGCAUACCUGGUCACCCAGGGCCUCCUGGACCCAGAGGCAAGCCUGGUAUGGAUGGCUACAAUGGCUCAAGAGGUGACCCAGGGUUUCCAGGAGGAAGAGGAGUUCCUGGCCCAGGAGGCCCCCCAGGCCUUCCUGGGGAAAAAGGAGAAAAAGGAAAUUCCGUGUUCAUUUUAGGUGCCAUUAAAGGUAUUCAGGGAGACAGAGGGAACCCAGGACCGCCUGGCUUACCAGGAUCCUGGGGUACAAGAGGACUGGCGGGCCCCACGGGGUAUCCCGGAGAGCCAGGGUUAGUGGGACCUCCAGGCCGUCCUGGGAGUCCAGGUUUGAAGGGUAAUCCUGGUGUAGGAGUAAAAGGGCAAAUGGGCGACCCGGGUGAAAUUGGUCAGCAAGGUUCUCCUGGACCCACCCUGUUGAUAGAGCCACCUGAUUUUUCUCUCUAUAAAGGAGAAAAGGGUAUAAAAGGAAGUCCUGGAGUGAUUGGAUUGCCAGGACCACCAGGAUCCAAGGGAGAACCUGGUAUUGGCGCAAAAGGAGAGAAAGGUAUUCCUGGGUUCCCAGGGCCUCGGGGUGACCCUGGUUCCUAUGGAUCUCCAGGUUUUCCAGGAUUAAAGGGAGAACCAGGACUGGUUGGGGAUCCUGGGCUAUUUGGAUUUCUUGGGCCAAAGGGGGACCCUGGAGACCGCGGGCACCCAGGACCACCCGGUGUUUUGGUAACUCCGCCUCUUCCACGCAAAGGCCCCCCAGGGGACCCAGGUUUCCCUGGCCCCUAUGGAGAAACGGGGGCUGUUGGACCACCCGGCCCCCCAGGUCCCUCGGGCAGACCAGGGGAAGCCUGUGCAGGCAUGAUAGGACCCCCUGGGCCACAAGGGAUUCCUGGUCAUCCAGGGAUUCCAGGGGCAGCUGGGAUUCCUGGGAGACCUGAUUAUGCUCCAGGAAAGCCAGGAGAGCCAGGACCACCUGGCCCGCCGGGGGCACCAGGGCUGGAGGGACUCCCAGGAUCAGAUGUGAUAUACUGCAGUGCUGGGCAACCGGGACCCCAAGGAAUGAAAGGCAAAGUGGGUCCUCCAGGACGAAGAGGCUCCAAAGGAGAAAAAGGAAAUGAAGGACCCUGUGCCUGCAAGCCUGGUCCCAUGGGCCACCCUGGCCCUCCAGGACUUCCCGGGAGGCCAGGGAGUAAAGGGGACUUGGGGCUCCCUGGCAGGCUUGGAGAAAAAGGUGACCCAGGCCCUCCUGGUGCUGAAGGCUCUCCAGGGCUAUCAGGAAAACCUGGUGCCUCAGGAUUACCUGGCAACAAAGGAGCAAAGGGUGACACAGUUGUACCAAGAGUUAAAGGGCACAAAGGAGAAAGAGGUCCUGAUGGGCCCCCAGGAUUUCCAGGGCAGCCGGGUCAACAUGGUCGGGAUGGACAUGCUGGAGAAAAGGGGGACCCAGGGCCCCCGGGGGAUCGUGAAGAAGCAGCUGCAGGCAGUAAAGGACCUCCUGGACCACCAGGCCUCCCGGGCAAAGCAGGACGUGUGGGGCCCCCAGGACUGGGAUUUCCUGGGCCACCAGGAGAAAGAGGUCAACCAGGAGCUCCAGGCCGCCCAGGUGUGAGGGGACCUGAUGGCUUGAAGGGUCAGAAAGGUGACAUAAUUUCUUGUAAUGUAACCUAUCCUGGGAGGCCAGGCCCGCCAGGUUUUGAUGGACCUCCAGGUCCAAAGGGAUUUCCAGGUCCCUGGGGUGCUCCUGGGCCGAGGGGUUCGGAUGGGCAAAAAGGGCGGCGUGGUAAACCAGGAACAUCAGAGAUACCGGGUCCACCUGGUUUUCGUGGUGACACGGGAGAUCCAGGUUUUGGAGGUGAAAGGGGGUCCUCCCCUAGGGGGCCUCCAGGCCCUCCCGGGUCACCUGGAGUGGAUGGCCAGAAAGGAAUCCCAGGAGACCCUGCAUUCGGUCACCCAGGACCCGCUGGAAAGAGGGGUCUUUCGGGAGUGCCGGGGACAAAAGGAUCCAAAGGCGAUCUAGGAUGGCCAGGGGCUGAAGGGGCAGCUGGUGUUCCUGGAUUCCCAGGUCUCAAAGGUCCCAGAGGCAGAGAGGGGAGUCCUGGGUUUCCAGGUAUCCCAGGUCCACCUGGCCAUUCCUGUGAAAUAGGCGCUCCAGGGAUACCAGGGCAACCAGGACGCCCUGGGGCUCGAGGUAGUCCAGGUGCCCCGGGUUGGAAAGGACAGCCAGGAGACAUGGGGCCCCCUGGACCAGCUGGAAUGAAGGGUCUCCCUGGACUCCCGGGACUGACAGGGGCAGGUGGACUCGCGGGACCCCCAGGAAUCCCAGGCCCCUUUGGGGAUGACGGACUCCCUGGUCUUCCGGGCCCGAAGGGACCCCGGGGGCUGCCUGGUUUCCCGGGUUUUCCAGGAGAGAGAGGAAAGCCUGGCAUGGAGGGACAAGCUGGCAGAAAGGGAGAACUCGGAGAGAAGGGCUAUCCUGGCCUCCCGGGAGAGCAGGGAGUGAGAGGUGCCAAAGGAUCGAGAGGACCUCCCGGAGAUGAAGGAGAGAUGGCUAUUAUUUCCAAAAAGGGGAAACCCGGGGAAACUGGACCUCCUGGAGAUGAUGGGCUCCCAGGAGAAAGAGGUGUUAGAGGAAGUCCCGGUAUGCAAGGAAGAAGAGGAGAGCCGGGAAGGUCUGGACCACCUGGAUUCCACAGGGGAGAACCUGGUAGACACGGGCAGCCAGGGCAUCCCGGGCCCCCAGGCCCCCCAGGCUCACCUGGGAUAAGAGGCAUCACUGGUUUUCCGGGAUUUCCAGGUGACCAGGGUGAGCCAGGUUCUCCAGGCCCCCCUGGAUUUUCGGGAAUUGAUGGAGCAAGAGGACCUAAAGGAAACAAAGGUGACCCUGCCAGUCAAUUUGGUCCACCUGGUCCAAAGGGUGAGCCAGGUGGCCCUGGAUGUCAAGGAGACUUUGGACUCCCCGGAGAGCAGGGCCUGCCCGGUGUCCAAGGGCCCAGAGGACCACCCGGAAGGCCAGGACUGCCUGGCUCCUCUGGACCACCAGGGUGUCCAGGUGAUCAGGGCAUGCCUGGGCUGAAGGGACAUCCAGGAGAAACGGGGGACCCUGGGCCAAGAGGCCUCCGGGGGGACCCAGGGAUACCUGGUCCUCCAGGAACAAGAGGUCCCUCUGGGUUGCCCGGCCUGGACGGCUUGCACGGUUUGAAGGGUCAGAAAGGAACCAAAGGUGCUUCAGGUUUGCAUGAUAUGGGCCCACCUGGUCCAGUGGGAAUACCUGGGCUAAAAGGAGAGACAGGAGACCCUGGGAGCCCAGGAAUCUCUCCUCCAGGCCCCUUUGGAGAGAAAGGUCUCCCAGGCCCGCCAGGGAGACCAGGACCACCUGGCCCUGCAGGUGCCACAGGAAGAGCCCCUAAGGAUGUCUUUCCUGAGUCGGGUCCACCUGGAGACCGGGGACCUCCUGGCCCUGAUGGCCCAAGAGGAGAACAUGGGCCCCCAGGCCCUCCUGGGAGCACUGACAUUCUGAAAGGGGAGCCAGGUGACUACGGUCUGCCGGGGCUACCAGGUCCCCCUGGCCCGCCAGGCCCUCCAGGGCGCAAAGGCUUUCCAGGACGUGUUGGAAAAGACGGCCAGAAAGGACCCAUGGGAUGCCCGGGGCCGCAGGGGCCACAUGGACUUCCUGGGCCACCUGGAGAGAAGGGUCUACCUGGACUUCCAGGCAGAAAAGGGCCCACUGGUCCUCCAGGUUCCAGAGGUGAACCUGGGCCACCUGCAGAUGUGGACGCCUGCCCCCGAAUCCCAGGGCUUCCUGGGGUGCCAGGCCCAAGAGGACCAGAAGGAGGCAUGGGGCUCCCCGGAAUGAGAGGCCCCCCCGGAUCAGGGUGCAAAGGACAGCCCGGGCUGGAUGGCAGGAGGGGCGAGGAUGGAGUCCCUGGGUCUCCUGGGCCUCCGGGACGCAAAGGUGACACAGGAGAAGCUGGCUGCCCUGGACCACCAGGCCCUCCUGGUCCCACUGGGGACCCUGGGCCCAAAGGAUUUGGCCCUGGAUAUGUCAGUGGCUUCCUCCUGGUUCUCCACAGUCAGACGGACCGGGAGCCCGCCUGCCCCCCAGGCAUGCCACGGCUCUGGACUGGGUACAGUCUGUUAUACCUGGAAGGACAAGAGAAAGCUCACAAUCAAGACCUUGGUCUGGCAGGGUCUUGCCUUCCCGUGUUUAGCACACUGCCCUUUGCCUACUGCAACAUCCACCAAGUGUGCCACUACGCCCAGAGAAACGACAGGUCCUACUGGCUGGCCAGCGCUGCACCGCUCCCCACGAGGCCACUCUCGGAGGAGGAGAUCCGCCCGUAUGUCAGCCGCUGUGCCGUGUGCGAGGCCCCGGCCCAGGCGGUGGCAGUGCACAGCCAGGACCAGUCCAUUCCCCCGUGUCCACAGACCUGGAGGAGCCUCUGGAUCGGGUACUCGUUCCUGAUGCACACAGGAGCUGGGGACCAAGGAGGAGGGCAGGCCCUCAUGUCACCUGGCAGCUGCCUGGAAGAUUUCAGAGCAGCACCGUUCCUUGAAUGUCAAGGCCGGCAGGGAACUUGCCACUUUUUUGCAAACGAGUAUAGCUUCUGGCUGACAACCGUGAGACCAGACCUGCAGUUUGCUUCUGCUCCAUCACCAGACACCUUAAAAGAAAGCCAGGCCCAGCGCCAGAGAACCAGCAGGUGCCAGGUCUGCGUGAAGUAUACCUAG